Messenger RNA from Benincasa hispida (wax gourd), 1378 nucleotides. RefSeq names its product protein TEEBE-like. The record is from RefSeq and is a predicted model, not a curated record. Lineage: Eukaryota; Viridiplantae; Streptophyta; Magnoliopsida; Cucurbitales; Cucurbitaceae.
UUGACUUCCAAAUUAAAUUAUCAACCAUUUAUUUAAAUGUAAAUGUGUGUAUAUAAUGGAGAGAGAGAGAUGAGAUAAUUGAGAGGAAAACAUCUUUGAAAUUCCAAUUCCCAAACAAAAUUUUAGGAGAGAAUGGGAAGUUUGGGUAAUUUGGUUCUAAUUUCUUCGUUCAUUUUCACAAUCUUUGGUGUCUCUGUUUCUCCAGCUCCUCGUCAUACUUAUCACUAUCUUGAUGGUCUUCUCCCAAAUGGUGACUUUGAAACUCCACCACACGGAUCAAACUUAAACAAAACAGUGAUUGUAGGCAAAUAUUCCCUCCCAAAAUGGGAAAUCAAUGGCCUCGUUGAAUAUGUAUCAGGUGGGCCCCAACCAGGUGGAUUUUACUUUCCAAUUCCUCGUGGGACCCAUGCGGCGAGAUUGGGGAACGAGGCUUCAAUCUCACAAAUGGUGAAGUUAAGAUGGCAUUCCAUUUAUACACUGUCAUUUGGAGCCACAAGGACCUGCGCACAAGAUGAAGUGUUGAGAAUUGAAAUUGGGGGUCAAUCAGCUAACCUUUCUAUUCAGACACUGUAUAGCAAUGGAGGUGAUACUUAUGCCUUUACUUUUAGGGCUAAUAGGAAUGUUGUGAAGGUCACUUUUCAUAACCCUGGUAUUCAGGAAGAUCCCACUUGUGGUCCCCUCUUGGAUCUCAUUUUCAUCAAAGAGAUGUUACCUCUACGUCGCCUUCCUGGUAACCUUUUGUUGAAUGGAAACUUUGAAGUUGGACCUCAUGUGAUAAAGAGCUUCAACAAUGGAAUACUCCUUCCUCCAUUGCAAGCUGAUCACAUUUCUCCACUUCCAGGCUGGAUCAUUGAGUCUCUCAAGCCUAUAAAAUACAUCGACAGAGGCCAUUUCUUUGUCCCUUCAGGGAAUGCAGCCAUUGAAUUGGUUGCAGGACGAGAAAGUGCCAUUGCCCAAAUAAUCCGAACAGUCCCCAAAAAGUUUUAUAAUUUGACCUUCACCAUUGGAGAUGCCAGAAAUGGAUGCCAUGGCUCCAUGGAUGUCCAAGCUUUUGCUGCUCAACAAGCCAUCAAAGUUCCUUUCAUAUCUAGAGGGAUUGGAAGGUCCAAAACUGCAAGUUUGAAGUUCCAAGCAGUUUCAGUUAGCACAAGGAUUACAUUUUACAGUGCUUAUUAUCACACCAAGCUUCAUGACUUUGGGCAUUUGUGUGGCCCUAUUUUGGACAAUGUUAUAGUUGUUCCAGCCUAGAUCUUAGGCUCCCAAAUAAUACUCAUAUAUAUCAAACAGUUGCUUUAGAAGUUGGAUUGUUUAACAAAAAUGUUUUCCAUUGUUCUAAACCACAAUUAGUGGAAAGCAUGUUUUGGCUAUGUUUUCGUUA